Messenger RNA from Pichia kudriavzevii, 2499 nucleotides. RefSeq lists its product as uncharacterized. The coding region runs from base 1 to 2499 and encodes 832 amino acids. The transcript has a single exon. The record is from RefSeq and is a predicted model, not a curated record. NCBI's taxonomy places the organism in Eukaryota, Fungi, Ascomycota, Pichiomycetes, Pichiales, Pichiaceae. Gene Ontology annotation, molecular function: GTPase binding.
AUGGACCCAUGGAGUACUAUUGGAACAGCAGCCUCACUAUUUUCUGCAAAGGAUAUAACUUAUUCACAGGUUCUAGCAGCCAAGAAAGCUCUUGAAAUUUUAGCCAAAAACAAAGAGACAGUUUUACCAAUUGUUCAAUUAUGCCUUGCAUGUGCUAAUAACGAUACUUAUUCCGUUAAAGAUUUAAUAACAGAAAAUCAAUCUUUGUUGAAUAUGGUAGAUAGUAAAGGAUUGACACCUUUAAUAUACGCAAUUUGUUUUCAUAAUAAUGACUGUGUCGAUGUGUUGCUUACGUUGAAUGUCGAUUGCAACGAACCUGACAAUCUAGUAGGUUGGACACCUGUCAUGUGGGCAACUUAUCUAGACUAUGAAGAUAUCAUUGAAAGACUAGUUUCCUCGAACGCUGAUCCGAAGAAAACCGUGGGAAAAAGCAUGAAAAACGCAAUUCAACUGAUAAAACCAGGUUCCAAAGCUGAAGAGUAUUACAAGAUUCACGGAUACUUAGAAAAGCCGAAAUAUAUAGCCAACGAUAGCUUCUAUGCAACUGACAAUACGCUAGCUUCUGGCGUGAAAAAUAUCUCACUAAAUUCAGAUAACAAUAAAUUUAUUGAUGAGACCAAUGACUAUUAUGAUGAGAUGUCUACUAGUGACGAGUUCAAUUUCAAUAUGGUUCAGUAUAAACAAUACUUAAAGUUUAACGACAAUAGUAUUCGUGCAAUUAUGGACUAUUUAUUUGAUUUACCAAACAAAUAUCACACCAAACCUUUAUAUCCAUCCUCAGUAAUAUUUCAAUGUCUACGUUACGCCGAGGAUAAACUGAACAACCCAGGAAUGGUUAAAAUGUUAAUGGACUUGUACAUAACCAGAAUAAGAAAUGUUUCAGGCACAAAGAGUGGCGUAGUUCAAUUCUAUGGUGAAAAGGAAAGAAAAGAAAGAGAGAAACAAAAGAAAAAAGAAAAAGACACCACACCUGAUCCUCCUCCAGUUGAUAUAACAACAAUCUGUUACUGGAUUUCUGCGUUGAAUCACUUAUAUUAUUAUCUUGUUAGAGAUACUGCUUGCAAUUUCUUGUCCAAAUAUCCUGAGUUGUUGCAGGAUCUGAUUUCAUGUCUGCAAUCUUUGAUAUUCAAACUAGCAUUCACGCUGGAUGCCAAAUUGGAGACAAUAUUAGAACCUUGCAUUUUACAGUACAAUUCCGUACCUGAUACCGAUAUAAUUUACAAAAGUGACUGGAAAGUGUUCAAAAACCAGUCUAAGCAACACACAAAGUCAUCAUAUGAAGAAAUUAUUGACAUGUUAUACCCACCAUCCUACAAAGAACAAAUGAAACCGUCCCCACUCAAAGUCAUCCAAACAUUAGGCGCUCUGUUAUAUGUACUGGAACUUUACUACGUUAGUGAUGUUAUCAAGCAACAAUGUUUGAGUGCUGUUUUAUAUUUCAUAGGCGCACAUUUGUUCAAUAAGAUUGUAUCCCACAAAAGAUAUUGCUCUAGAAUUAAAGCACUUGAAAUUAGAUUAAACAUUUCAUAUAUUCAAGAUUGGUUGCGUUCAAACAAUUUACAACCAUUCAUUGAAGAGGACGGAAACUUCGAUACCGUUUUGGCUAUGUGGAGAAAUGAUGGGUUCCCAGAUACACUGGUAGGAAAACCAACUGGAUACCUCAGCAACGUAUGCCGCUAUAACGGAGAUGCCAGAGAUCCAACGGAUGCAACUUACUACAUGAACCAUUUGUUUACUAUUGGAAAGUAUGCAUUAGCACCAGUGGUUGAAUUGACUGAAUGGUUACAAGUCUUUACAGAAAUAACCACCUUAGAAGAAAUGCAAGAUACUCUUGAUGUUUUUGAAGUUUUAGCAUCAUCAACGAUGGUUCAAUGUGUCAGAAAUUAUCACUACGAAGUUGAUGAAAAGAAGUUCCCUAAAAAGAUUAAGAAAUGGCUAAAGGAGAACCGCCACAACGAGUCCGACAAACUCCAGGAGAAGGGAAUGUUUUAUAAAGAUGAAUCGAAAUUGGUUCUUAAUCAAGGGCAAGCUUUUCCCUUAUGUCUUCCUAGAAAGGUACAACUAUUACACCAGUAUGGUGCCGAUUUCAAGCAUGUUGACAAUAGAAAAUUAGCAGCUUAUCAACCUCAUAUACCUGUUAUUAUCCGGGAUGACAUUGAGACAAUUGUAGAUGAACACGCAGAUGAAGAUGAAGAUGGUCAUUAUGAAGGGUACGAUAAUGUAGAUAACAAUGUUCUCAGCCAAGGAAAUUCUAGUAAUGAUUCAUUUGGGGUUUCUACAGGACAAAACAAACAAGAAACAAAUUAUAUGAAGAACGAAUGGGAUGAAGACUCUCGUGAUGUACUAGAUGGCGAUACCAAUGCCUCCAAUAGUAGAGCCGAAUACGGAACUGUAUGUGGUGAUGCUAAAAAGAGCGAUUUGUUUCAAGAGUUGAGUAUUCCUACUACUGUUGCACAGAAAACAUGGCAAGAUUCUCCAGAGGGUAAUCCAUGGGCUUAA